Saccostrea cuccullata (small rock oyster) is the source of this 1704-nucleotide messenger RNA. Its product is annotated as mu-type opioid receptor-like. Gene Ontology annotation, cellular component: plasma membrane. The transcript has 2 exons. The coding region runs from base 269 to 1459 and encodes 396 amino acids. Gene Ontology annotation, molecular function: G protein-coupled receptor activity. The record is from RefSeq and is a predicted model, not a curated record. Gene Ontology annotation, biological process: G protein-coupled receptor signaling pathway. NCBI's taxonomy places the organism in Eukaryota, Metazoa, Mollusca, Bivalvia, Ostreida, Ostreidae.
CCAAAGUCUCAGCUUUCGUGUAUAAAUAUCGACCAACCAAAAUGCACCCUGGUCCGGUGUCAUUUCUAUCGAAGCGCGGAAGAGUUAACCACGUGGGUUUGUGAAAUUGACGCUCCGGGAUUAAAAAGAAAAAAAGCAUUUUAUUAUCAAAUAUCUGCAAUUUCUCAGUCAGAAAUGAUUUUUCUCCACGGAUUACUUUCUAGGAUGUGGUUUUAAAGGAUGUGGGAAAUCGAUUAAAGAAAAAACUCUCUGUAUAUAGCAGAAUCCGAUGACGUUGACAAUGCAAAAUUUAACGACAUCUCUUGAUACGGAAAAACUCCUCCAGCAAUGGAACCACGAGAUAUCACGCUCAUUUACGCUCAGUACUGUGGUCCAUUCCGUCUUAUUUACAGUCGGAACAUUUGGAAAUCUUUUCAUUAUUUUCAUAUACAAUUUUAAAAUGAAAGGAUACAAGGAUGAUCGUUAUUUCAUUCCAAUUCUAGCCGUGGUGGACAUGUUGGCUUGUGCAUUCUCUACGUGGUUCGCUCUAACAGUUAACAUCUUCCCGGUCAUAUUUCCGGAUGAUGUUCUUUGCAAGUGUCUCCUCUAUGUAAAUUACUUGGCAACACAAAGCUCAAUAUUUCUAUUAGUAGUGAUUUCGAUACAACGUUUUCUGAAAAUCUGUCGACCAUUCCAAAAACAAAUGACCCUGUAUUGGAAAAGAUUUUCAUUAGUUACCAUUUCGAUAGUGACAACCAUUAUUCUGAUACCGGAACUAAUAUUUUACGGCAAAGUUCCGGUAAGGAGUACCAAGUAUAAUGUGACUGGGUACAUUUGUGGUCCAAUACGACAACCAGAAAGCAUGGCCACUGGACUGAUAAGUUUUACUGCAGCCGCUAUGUCUGUAUGUGUUAUAAGUAUUGCUAUUGUAGUGAUCAUGUAUCUUUAUAUACUUAAACAUCUCCUAAGACAAAAUAGAGUCCGGAAGUUGAAUCAUUGUAGAAGUUUUUCGCGGUCUGAGGCAUCGGAUGUUCCGGUUCCGAGUGAAGAGAAAGAUCAGAGUGAAUCCCCUCCACCGAAACGACAGGAAAUUAAUGGCAACCGCGAAAAAGACAAGGAAGUGAAACUUCCAAAUUAUAAUACCCUUCAAGUUCCGAACGAAGUGCCAAAAUUAAAACGGUCAAAGGGAUCCAAAAUUAAACUGUCUACUCGACGACUCACUUUCAUGUUUAUGACUAUAUCUCUGACGAACGUCGUGUCUAAUAUUCCUACAAUAGUCUAUGUGAUACUUUGCGUGAACGACCCGGAAGCAUGGUUCCGGAACCCUUACGGUUUCCUACAACAGCUGUUUCAGUUCAUGCGUGCUAUGCGGGUUGUGAACCAUGCCAUGAACCCGUUCCUGUACGGACUUUUUGACGGGCGUUUCCGUGACGAAAUCCGGAAGCUGUGUUGUAACACUAUCAGUAAAAUUGACCUGUGAAAUUCCCGUGUUAUCAAGAGAUGAUAUUACACGAUUCUUUCAUGCGUCAUUUAAAGUUAAACGAGAAACACGUGCGUUAGCUUCUAGUUCCAAAAUGAAUACCUCACGCAAAAAAACCGACUUUACUAUAUGAUAUGCUGAUUGCAAGUUAAUUCAAAGUGUUCUUGAAAAUGACACAUCAUAUAAGUUGUAUGAUUUUUUUAUGACUUGUGACUAUAUUGAGUAUUAAAGUGAAAUGUUGUUAA